UCCUACCAUCACUAGCAUCAUUUACCAAAAGAGAACUCGAGGGGACAGAUAGCCAACAGAGCCGGAGGAAACACACUUUUUCCUUGAAAUAUUUUGAUAGGAAAUUAUUUCGAUUCUCAUCGGGUCCUAAACAGUGGAUAAGCGGUCAUGUCAAAGAACAUUGAAUUAUUUAUAGGCACGCGCGUCUUUCUGUGUGACAGUAUUGCCCCAAAACAAUUGUGUUAGAUGUGCGUCUUCAACAGCGACUGGCACACGUUGCUUUUUCGGCCAAUGCUUCACUUUGAUGACUACGGAUACUUGCUGAUAGGCUAUGGUUCUCACAUUAUAGCCAAUCUUCAGAGGUGGCUUGAUAUUUUUUGCCAUUUGAUUGGCUUCAUUUAAACCGAUGUGUGUUUGGUGUAUGGAAGAGGAUCCGAAGGACUGGCGUCUAAGGCUUUGACUACCUCACCUGGGAGGACUCAUCUUGGCGAACGGUCUCCAUCCUGUACUUGGAUCCUAUAAACCUCCAUGCUGACCACUUCAGAGGAGAGUAUAAGAGGUAGGAUAGCGACCAGGCUACCCAUCUACUGUUUAUGUGAACACAUUGAUCCAGGACAUCCGAGCGAAAAAGGAACCAAAUACUCCAAAUACAAAACAUCCAAUAACCGGUGUGUGUUGUUGAUUUGCUUUCUGCUCAAGUCAAGAGUGUGAGUUAGACGACCACAACCUCAGGAGGCUGAACAGACCACGGUUGCGGAGAGGGUGCAAAUCCAAAGAGGAUGGUCCACUGUGCCGGGUGCGAGAGGCCUAUACUGGACAGGUUUCUCCUCAAUGUUCUGGACAGAGCGUGGCACGUCAAGUGCGUACAGUGCUGCGAGUGUAAAUGCAAUUUAACAGAGAAAUGCUUUUCUCGAGAGGGGAAACUAUAUUGCAAAAACGACUUCUUUAGGAGGUUUGGGACAAAGUGCGCGGGCUGUUCUCAGGGCAUCUCGCCGAACGACUUGGUCCGGAGGGCAAGGAGCAAAGUGUUUCAUCUCAACUGCUUCACCUGCAUGAUGUGUAACAAACAGCUAUCCACGGGAGAAGAGCUCUACAUCAUAGACGAAAAUAAAUUUGUCUGCAAAGAAGAUUAUCUAACCCACAGCAAUGGGAAAGACACAAACCUUCUCUCAGUAACAGCAUGUAGCGACCCAAGUUUAUCCCCGGAUUCUCAAGACCAGUUACAGGACGAUGUGAAGGACUCUGAAAUAGCCAAUCUGUCGGACAAAGAAACGGGUAGUAAUGAGAACGAUGGCGAGAACCUUGGCGGUAAACGACGUGGACCGCGAACCACCAUCAAAGCAAAGCAACUGGAGACCCUAAAAGCGGCAUUCGCUGCCACCCCCAAACCCACGAGACACAUCAGGGAGCAGCUCGCGCAGGAGACGGGGCUGAACAUGAGAGUCAUUCAGGUAUGGUUUCAGAACAGGCGGUCCAAGGAGCGACGUAUGAAGCAAUUGAGCGCCCUGGGCGCGAGACGGCACGCGUUCUUCCGGAGCCCGAGGAGAAUGAGAACGCUAGUGGACCGGCUGGAACCCGGGGAAUUAAUUCCAAACGGUCCUUUCUCAUACUACGGAGAUUAUCAGAGCGAGUACUACGGUCCAGGAGGGAACUACGACUUCUUUCCUCAGGGGCCUCCGUCGUCACAGGCACAGACCCCCGUAGACCUCCCCUUCGUGCCCUCCUCAGGCCCAACGGGCACCCCUCUAGGUGGUAUGGACCAUCCCUUGCCCGGGCACCACCCCUCCAGUGAGGUGCAGCGCUAUUCUGACAUCAUGUCCCACCACCCUGGGGACUCGCCCAGCCCAGAGCCAGGCAUCCCGGGGCCCAUGCACAGCAUCUCCUCUGAGGUGUACGGCCCCAGUCCGCCCUUUACCUCACUGUCUCUCAAUGGCAGCGGAUACGGCAACCACCUGUCCCAUGCACCCUCGGAAAUGAACGAGGGCACCGUCUGGUAGCUCAAGAGAGCGGACUGUACCACCGAGAGAUUCAAUAGGGGAGGACAGGAGA
Messenger RNA from Oncorhynchus masou masou (cherry salmon), 2028 nucleotides. Its product is annotated as LIM/homeobox protein Lhx1. Gene Ontology annotation, cellular component: nucleus. Gene Ontology annotation, biological process: regulation of transcription by RNA polymerase II; neuron differentiation. Bases 759 to 1976 code for a protein of 405 amino acids. Lineage: Eukaryota; Metazoa; Chordata; Actinopteri; Salmoniformes; Salmonidae. Gene Ontology annotation, molecular function: DNA-binding transcription factor activity, RNA polymerase II-specific; zinc ion binding; RNA polymerase II transcription regulatory region sequence-specific DNA binding. The record is from RefSeq and is a predicted model, not a curated record. The transcript is spliced from 5 exons.